Thrips palmi is the source of this 1107-nucleotide messenger RNA. RefSeq names its product 5,10-methylenetetrahydrofolate reductase. The transcript has 7 exons. NCBI's taxonomy places the organism in Eukaryota, Metazoa, Arthropoda, Insecta, Thysanoptera, Thripidae. The record is from RefSeq and is a predicted model, not a curated record. Gene Ontology annotation, cellular component: cytosol. Bases 1 to 1092 code for a protein of 363 amino acids. Gene Ontology annotation, molecular function: FAD binding; methylenetetrahydrofolate reductase [NAD(P)H] activity. Gene Ontology annotation, biological process: tetrahydrofolate interconversion.
AUGUCCAUCCGCCACUGCGCCUCGAGUCUUGCCGCGGAGGCUGCGGGCUGCGGGGCGCCGAACGGGUUCAACGCCGGCCUCUGGCGCCUCUCGCGCUCGGACGCUGGUGACGCCGCCGAGGCCCCUCGCGGCGGUCCGCGACCUACCACGCCGACUGCAGCCGCGCUGGAGGCCGCUCGCCGCGGCAUCCCGGACCUCAUCGCCGACAACAUCAAGUCCGAGACGUUCUUCUGGUCGGUGGAGCUCAUCCCGGGGACGACCCCGCUUCUGCGGUCCCUUCUCGACGAAAGCUUGCAGCACUUGGCGCGGCAUCGGCCCGCCUUCGCGUCCGUCACCUGGCACGUGGACCACCUGGCGGUGCGCGGCCCCGACGGCCCCGAGCAGGUCGAGCACCCCGCCAUGGCGCUGAGCGCGCGGCUGCAGGACGAGCACGGCAUUCCCGCCCUGAUGCACCUCGCGGCGGGCCGCAUGGCGAAGCAGCACGUCCACGCCGUGCUGCAGGCCUGCCUGGUGGCGGGCGUCACCAACAUACUGGCACUCAGAGGAGAUUACAAAGUGAAUGCGGAUGCAGACUUUCCCCAUGCGUCGGAUCUGGUGCAUUUCAUAAGGAAGAACUUUGGCGACAAAUUCAAAAUUGGUGUCGCAGGCUAUCCCUCUGGGCAUCCUGACUCAAAGUCGCGAGAGAUGAAUUUUGUCCACUUGAAAGAAAAGGUGGAUGCUGGAGCAGAUUUCAUUCUGACUCAAAUGGUGAGUUCUGCGGAGGAAUUUAAUUUGUUCAAACAAGAGUGUGACAAUCGAGAGAUAAGAAUUCCUAUCAUUCCAGGACUGUUUUUAAUAGAGUCAUACAAGAUGUUUGAGAAAUUAAUCAGGACCUGCAACAUUUUAGUUUCAAAAGAAAUUCUGGAUGCAAUGAAACAGAUAAAAGAUGAAAACAAAGAAAGAGAAUAUGGAAAGUGCCUUUUCCUAAAUUUAGUUGUGGAUUUGAUGAAACUUUCAAGUUGCCCAGGAGCACACAUUUUCAGCAUGAAUAGAGUCACGACAGCUACAAAGGUGCUAGAUGAAGCAAGGAUUUUCCAUGAUGCCAUUGAAUAAAGACAAUUGAGAAAA